ACAAAAUUCAACCCUUAUCCUGAAGGACGUGGGCGUCUGAGUUCUUCCCUGUGAAGCUACACUCUCGUUGUUUUGGAAUUUGGAAAAAGAAAGGCUACACACGUCCGAAAAAAUGUCGGGCCUGACUCGUACUUUUACCUUCCUUAGAAGUACAGGAACACAGAUCAUCCAAAAAGCCAAUAUUAGCCACAAACCAGCAAAGCAUGUCCUGUCUACUGGCGAGCAAGCCUUUGUGAUGGCCACCAUGUUCGUUACCAUACUGGGGCCCUCUGGAUGGAUCCUGGCCAACUUGGAGAACUACAAGAACAAAGUGUGACCUUCAGCAGCUGUGAUCAGCCACCCGUCCAUUCCUUCCAUAUGAGCCAUCCAGGGUGCUCCUCUUAAUAAAUUCUUGUAUCUAUAGCCUA
Messenger RNA from Alosa alosa (allis shad), 407 nucleotides. Its product is annotated as cytochrome c oxidase subunit 8B, mitochondrial. Gene Ontology annotation, biological process: mitochondrial electron transport, cytochrome c to oxygen. The record is from RefSeq and is a predicted model, not a curated record. NCBI's taxonomy places the organism in Eukaryota, Metazoa, Chordata, Actinopteri, Clupeiformes, Clupeidae. Bases 113 to 316 code for a protein of 67 amino acids. Gene Ontology annotation, cellular component: mitochondrion. The transcript has 2 exons.